GCGUAGUGGCUGCAUUAAGACAUAAUUACAUAAUUUUGUUCUCUACACACAUUAAGCAGUUGCUAGUCCAGGCGCGCCGGUGGAAGCGAUUUUGCAGCCAUAUAAUUUCCGCAGUUUUGCUUUGUUUAAAAACUAUGGCGCUGUGUAUACUUUUCACAGUAUGCAUGGUAAUCAUAGCAGCGAGCAGCCAGGUGGCGGUAGCACUUCCCACUACGGAGUCACCAGCCAGUUGUACAGCGGAAGGUAAGACAGCGGCUGAGAAGUGCUUACAAUCCUUCGAGAGUCUGCUAAAAAAGAACAGAGAAAAGUCGGAAAUGUUGGGAGCAGCAUUCGCCACCGGUGACCCCAACGUGACAACCGCCUCCACUGCCGUUGACUUUGUGUGCGGGCCGCUGGCUGGCGCGUAUGCCUGUCUUGAGCAGCUGCCGCGUUCAUGUUUUUUCCAUCUGGAUAUGAUCGUGGCUCUAGACUGGUUUCUGCAUAACCCAUAUAUCACAAUCAAUGGCAGCGAGAUUUUCCGCCGAAUGUGCAGUGUUCCGGAUCUCGCCCAACACUUAAUCCACAUUGCAAAAUGCAGAACAGCUUUGAGCAACAGUCCCGCUUUUAAAACCGAUGGCACAAUAGGUGAAAUUCAACGAGCAAUCGGACCGGACCCUGUUCCCCAGACCCAGGAUUCCUAUCUUGACUGGCAUUGCCGAGCGAAUCGCCAUUUACUGGAAAUUGUAACCUUGGAUCUGGUUGAGACCACGCGUGGCGCGGAUGCCGGUGUCACGUAUACCACAUUUUUUCCGUUGGCGCGAGACGUCCUGUUGUGUUCCGGUAACCGUACGGAAGCGGUCGGCGCAGUCGUCUGAGUAAAUAAGAAACCUGGUGCACGAAUUCUAACUAAACUUGAUCUGGCAGUGCGGCCGACAACUUUUGAUGACAUCUUCGAGCUCCGAAUAAAUUAUGCCUGUUGUAAAACCAUCUAACGAAAGCAGAAAAAAAACAGAUUAAUAACUGUUUCCUACAUUAUGCGGGAGCGCAGUCAGCGCACUAAGACGGCUCAUAUGAACACAAUAAA
Molecule: messenger RNA, 1063 nt
Organism: Paramacrobiotus metropolitanus
Lineage: Eukaryota; Metazoa; Tardigrada; Eutardigrada; Parachela; Macrobiotidae
Exons: 3
Coding region: 135-854 (239 amino acids)
Source: RefSeq, a predicted model, not a curated record